CUACUAUAUCACUAGUAUAUAAGUGUUUCACCAGAAAGCAAAAACUAUCCACUUGAAUCAUGGCUUUCCUUUGGCUUGUUUCCUGCUUGGCUUUAGCCACCACAGUUUAUGGCUGUGGCCAACCUCAGAUCGCUCCAGUGGUUACAGGUUAUGCCAGGAUUGUGAAUGGCGAGGAAGCAGUUCCAGGGUCUUGGCCUUGGCAAGUCUCCCUGCAGGAUUCCACUUCAUGGCACUUUUGCGGAGGUUCCCUUAUUAACAAUGAGUGGGUUGUAACUGCUGCUCACUGUGGUGUCUCGACCAGAGAUAAGGUGGUUCUCGGAGAGCAUGACCGAGGCUCAAACGUUGAAAAAAUCCAGUCUCUUGCUGUUGCUAAGGUCUUCACACACCCACAGUGGAAUUCCAACACAAUCAACAAUGAUAUUUCCCUGAUUAAGCUAGCCACUCCAGCUGUCCUUGGCGCAACUGUGGCUCCAGUUUGUCUGGCUAAUACUGGAGACGAUUAUGAAGGAGGGCGCAUCUGUGUUACCAGUGGAUGGGGAAAGACCAGAUACAAUGCAUUUACAACUCCAAACCAACUGCAGCAAACUGCUCUACCUCUGCUGACAAACGAUCAGUGCAAGAGCUACUGGGGAAAUAAUAUCACUGGCACAAUGAUCUGCGCUGGUGCUGCUGGCUCCUCUUCCUGCAUGGGUGAUUCUGGUGGACCACUUGUAUGCCAGGCUAAUGAUGCAUGGACACUUGUUGGCAUUGUGUCCUGGGGAAGCAGUAUGUGCUCAACAAGCACUCCAGCUGUGUACGCCCGUGUUGCAGUUCUCCGUUCUUGGGUUGACGAGAUUGUGGCUUCCAACUAAUGCACAUUCCAAAAUAUAGUAUUCUCAAAAUGGUGGAGAGAAAUUAAAUUGUGAAAUGUAAUGUAACUGUCUGAAAUAUUCAGUACUGGAAUAAAGUAUCAGUAAAUAAA
Molecule: messenger RNA, 961 nt
Organism: Xenopus tropicalis (tropical clawed frog)
Lineage: Eukaryota; Metazoa; Chordata; Amphibia; Anura; Pipidae
Gene: ctrb2.2
Product: chymotrypsinogen B2 gene 2
Exons: 7
Coding region: 60-851 (263 amino acids)
Biological process (GO): proteolysis
Cellular component (GO): extracellular region
Molecular function (GO): peptidase activity; hydrolase activity; serine-type endopeptidase activity
Source: RefSeq, a predicted model, not a curated record